AUGGGGGAGGUGGGCGUGUCGCCCUUCUCGGACUGCGGCCUGGGCUGGUGCCUCCAGCAGCUGGACCAGGAGGAGUUGCAGGCGUUCAAGGAGCUGCUCAUGGGCAGCGCGGCGGGGCUGCUGCCCGGCGCCUUCCCCUGGGAGGAGGUGCCCGGGGCGGACGCCCAGCGCCUGGCCUUCCUGCUGCACGGGCACUGCCGCGCGGUGGUGGUCUGGAGCGCCGCCAUGGACAUCUUCCAGGAGCUGAGCCAGCCCGUGCUGGCGCAGAAGGCCAGGGAGGAGAUGGAGAAAUGUUCCCUGGCUGAAAUCCUGCAGGAUUUGACACCCACGAGGACUGACCGAGGAACGAGCAUGGGCCAGCCUCCAGAAGUGCCUCAAGUUGUACUGCCAGAGGAUGCCAUAGCAGCAGAGACAAGAGACCAAGAAGUGCCACAAGUUGUACUGCAAGAGGAUGCCAUAGCAGCAGAGACAGAAGACCAAGAAGUGCCACAAGUUGUGCUGCAAGAGGAUGCCAUAGCAGCAGAGACAGAAGACCAGGCCAUGGGCCCCGGAGGCCAUGAGGGGAGGUACAGACGCUACGUGAUGGUGCGGUUCGCCCCGACGCGGGACGCCCACCACAGCUUCCGAACCUUUGCCGCGGAUUGUCGUCCGGCGCAGGCUCUGUCGGCCGCCUUCGCCCCGGACCCCCAGGGCUUCCGGCCGCUCACCGUGGUCCUGCACGGCUGCCCGGGCGUCGGGAAGUCGGCCCUGGCCAGGCGGGUCCUGCUGCACUGGGCCCGCGGGGAGCUCUACGCCGGCAUGUUCGCCUUCGCCUUCCUCCUGGACGCCCGGGACCUGCCCUGGAGGGGGAGUGUCACCCUGGCCGAGCUCCUCUCCAGGGAGUGGCCGGGCCCCGAGGUGCCCACGGCCCACAUCCUGGCCCAGCCCGAGCGGCUCCUGCUCAUCAUCGACGGCGUCGGCCGCCUGGACCUCAAGCCCCAUGACAUCAGCUACAGCCUGGGGGAGAGAGAUCCCGUGUCCCACCUGGUGGGCAGCCUGCUGGCGAAGGCCCUGCUGCCAGAGUGCUCGCUGCUGCUCACCGCCCGCGACGAGGACCUGGAGAAGCUGCAGGGGCUGCUGGUCUCCCCCCGGUACCUCCUCGUCCAGGGCAUCGCCACGGAGACCCGGGUCCGGGCCCUCCUCACGCACGUCCAGGGCGAGCACCGGAGGGCGGGCGCCCUGCAUGCGGUGCUGGACAACCACACGCUGACCGGCCCCUGCAAGGUGUCCCUCACAUGGUGGCUGCUGUGCCGGGCCCUGGAGCUGCAGGCGGCGCCGGGGACGGGCCUGCCCCCGGCCGCCGGCGCCUGCCAGACCCUCACGGGGCUGUACGCCACCUUCGUGGCCCACCAGCUGGCCCCUCCCGGCGACGAGGACGCGGGGCGCUGCCUCGGCCCCGACGAACGGACGGUCCUGAAGGGCCUGUGCCGGCUGGCAGCGUGCGGCCUGUGGGCCGGCCGCUCCCUGUUCUCCGCCGAGGACCUGGGUGCGGCCGGGCUGACGGAGCGGGAGCUGGCCGGGCUGUUCCAGAGGCACCUGCUGCUCCCGGACAGCCAGGGCGAGCGCUGCUUCUCCUUUCCGCACCCGAGCCUGCAGGCCUUCUUCGCGGCCCUGUGCUACGUGCUGGAGGGCCUGGAGGCCGGGUGGGCGCCCCAGGCCCCGGGCGGUGAGGCCUCGGGGCAACCCCCGGAGCCCCGGGCCUGCGACCAGCUGCUGCUGCAGGCCCGGCGCUUCCUGUUCGGCCUCCUGAGCCGCAAGGCGGCCGGCGCCCUGGAGGGGCUGCUGGGCUGCGCCCUGGCCGCCCCGGCCGGCCUGAGGCGGCUGCUGCUGUGCUGGGUGGGCCUGCUGGGCCGGCAGCCGGCCGCCCCCGCCCCGGCCGAUGCCCUGGAGGCCUGCUACUGCCUCUUCGAGACCCAGGACGAGGAGUUCGUCCGCGGGGCCCUGGGCGGGUUCCGGGAGCUGAGGCUGACGCUGGCCAGGACCAUGGACCUGCUGGUGGCCGCCUUCUGCCUUGGGCGCUGCGGGCGGCUGCGGGCCGUCCGGCUGGACGUGAGGGAGGUGUUCCCCGAGGACGAGGCCGCCGAGGCCUGGCCCGUCAUCCCCCGAGGCGUUUCCUCCCCUCCCCCACGCAGGCUGCAGGCCAAGCCCCUGGUCCUCGAGUGGUGGGAGACCCUCUGCUCGGCGCUCAGCAGCCACCCCAGCCUGCAGCAGCUGGACCUCGCCGGCAGCGUCCUGAGCGAGUGGGCCCUGAGGACGCUGUGCGUCAAGCUGCGCCAGCCGGACUGCAAGAUCCAGAAGCUGAUGUUUAAAGGGACGCAGAUCGCCCAGGGGCUGAAUCACCUUUGGAAGACGCUGAUCCUCAGCCAGAGCAUCAGACACCUGAGCCUGGACAACAUCCACCUGCAGGAGGAGGACAUCUGGGUGGUGCAGGAAGCCCUGCGACACCCCCACUGUGUGCUGGAGUCUCUGAGGCUGGAUCACUGUGGGCUGACGGACGCCUGCUGCCCGCCCCUCGCCCAGACCCUGCUGGCCUCCCGCAGCCUGACCGCCCUGAGCCUGGCAGGCAACAAGGUCACGGACGAGGGCGUGGCCUCCCUCUGCGAGGCCCUGAAGGUGCCGCAGUGCGCCCUCCGCAGGCUCGUCCUGGGCAGCUGUGGCCUCACGGACGCCGCCUGCGCGCACCUGUCCGAGGCCCUCGCCGGCAGCCAGAGCCUGACGCACCUGGACCUGUCCACCAACCCGCUGGGCAAGGACGGCGUGGCCCUGCUGUGCCGCGGCCUCAAGGCCCUGGCCUGCGCCCUGCAGAGGCUGAUGCUGCGGAACUGCGGCCUGGAUGCCGUCAGCUGCGGCUUCCUGUCGCUGGGGCUGGUGGGCAACCGGCACCUGACGCACCUGAGCCUCAGCCUGAACGCCGUGGGCGACGCCGGCUCUGACCUGCUGUGUGAGGCGCUGCUGGAGCCGAACGCCCGGCUCCGGGACCUGGAGCUGGUGCGCUGCGGCCUCUCGGCCGCCUGCUGCCGGAAGCUGGCCCUGGUGAUCCGGACCAGCCCGCACCUGCAGAGCCUGGACCUGGCGGCCAACGCGCUGGGGGACGGCGGCGUGGCCACCCUGUGCGCCAGCCUGCUGCUCAAGACCGCCCCGCUGCGGAGGCUCGGGCUGGAGGCCUGCGAGCUGACCUCGGGGUGCUGCGAGGCGCUGGCCUCGGUGAUGCUCUGCAGCCGCGCCCUGCACAGCCUCAACCUGCUGCGCAACCCGCUGGGCGCCGAGGGUGUCCGCACGCUCUGCCGCGCCUUCGCGCGCCCCGCGUCCAAGCUGCGCGUCAUCGGGCUGUGGAAGUGGCAGUUCCCUGAACACAUCGUCAAGCUGCUGGAGGAGGCCGAGCUCCGCAAGCCCAACCUGGUCAUCGACGGCCGCUGGUACUCCUCGGGCGCAGAGGACGAGGGCGACCGGUACUGGUGGAGAAACUGAGGCCGGCCCCCUUCCCCCUCCCUUUC
Molecule: messenger RNA, 3533 nt
Organism: Pipistrellus kuhlii (Kuhl's pipistrelle)
Lineage: Eukaryota; Metazoa; Chordata; Mammalia; Chiroptera; Vespertilionidae
Gene: NLRP5
Product: NLR family pyrin domain containing 5
Exons: 15
Coding region: 1-3507 (1168 amino acids)
Biological process (GO): regulation of inflammatory response
Cellular component (GO): cytosol; cell cortex; nucleus
Molecular function (GO): protein binding
Source: RefSeq, a predicted model, not a curated record